AUGCCACGGGACAAGGACUCGGCCCAAGCCGAGAUCGAAAUUUUCUCCAAGUCGCUCAAAGCUUGGGUGCCUGGAAGGGUGUGGCUCUUUGCUUCAGCAGGGAAGAUUACAGUCACGUACACGGUCAACGGCCACAGAUGCCGAAAGCAUCUGGAUCCGUGGACGCAGCAGAUUCGAGCUGUUGGGGAGAAGGACCCCGAUUGUGCUGUGCAGGAGGACAUGCAGGAGAACGUGGAAGUUGUGGGUGACAUGCUGCCGAGUUGGGGCGAGGAGGCUGACCCGGACUUCAGCUUUACCCACCUUUGGGAUGCCCUCUUCUGUGAGAUGCCGAUGAAUGCAACUUUGAAGAAUGCCAUGCAGGCGGCAGCCCAGAAGCAGGAGCAAUACUGCAGCGCCCGAACACACGAGGCUUCGGCAGCCUACGCAGAGGCCCAGCUCACUGAAGCCGAGGAGUGCUAUGCAGAGUCUGGCGAGCUUUUCGAGGACAUGCAGGAUGCGGACUUUCAGCAGAGCAUCGGCAGCUUCAUCCGCCUGGUUUUGCACAUGGAGGCUCCAAGCCUCCGGCUUUGGUGUGACAGGCCCAUGGCGCUUGACGUGGUUCAGGGUCGCGAAUCUCCCAACUGUGGGCUUCUUGUGGCCAUGGCAGCCAUCGCAGACCAUCAUGAUGGCUACUUGGUGCGUCAGCUCUUCCCGCAAUUCCAAGAUGUUGAGGACCAUGAGAAUCCCCCCUUGAACCCAUCGGGGUGCUACGUGGUCUCCCUGUUCCUGCACACAAAGAAUUCGAACCUUCAGAGGUUCAAGAAGCAUCACCCGAGCCUAAAAAGUGGUCAAGACAGGAUCAUUCUGGACACCACGUCAAGAUCGGAAACGCUGACUAAAGGUUCCUGGCGCAGCAUCGUGGUCGACGAUCGACUUCCCAUAGACAGCAUGGGAAGGCUGGAAAACUGCCAGUUCUCCAAGAACAAGGUUUGGCCGUGCCUUCUUGAAAAGGCCUUUGCAAAGGUAUGUGGAAGCUACGCCGACACCUCUUACGUCAAACUGGCCGAUGCGCUGGUCAUGUUGACAGGCCAAAGCACAUUCCAAGUUGAUCUCACAGAGCUGUUCCCAAAGGAGAAGCGACAGCUUUGGAAGGAUUUGAGCGAGUAUCAAAGAUCAGGCAUCUUGAUGACGGCGGCCAUCUACGAUCUCUCGCCGUCAUUCUUCGGCGACACAGGUUCCACGACUAGCACUGGCCUGCAGAGAAAUCAUGCCUACACCGUCCUGGAAACCAUGUCAAUCAUCCUGGACUUGACUGGUGAAGUGUUGUCGCUGGUCAAGCUUCGCGAUCCUCAUGGCCGGACGAAUUACACGGGGCCCUGGUGUCCGCGCUGCCCUAGGUGGACCCCCACGCUGAAGCAGAAGAUACAUGGAUCUGACCGCGGUGUCUUUUGCAUGACCUGGCAGGACUUCCUGGCAACUUUCCAUGAAAUAAAUAUCUGCAAGGUAGGUGACCGCCUGACAGAAGAAGCGGCUGUGGAGGAAGCAUGGCAUGGCUGGACGUUGCAGUGCACGCCGGGUGGACGUUUCUUCCAUCACCACGUGGCCUCGGGCACCAGCCAAUGGGAGACGCCUCCGGAGCUGAUAGACGUGCUGGGAGAGUGGCGCGAGGUGGGAGAUCCAGGUGCCAGGUACUGGCACAAUGCCAAGCUGGAAACCAGCUGCUGGAAGGACCCGCGAAACUGCAGCAGCAUACACGAGGCCGCGCUGGACGGAAACGUGGCCUACUUGCGCCUCUACGCCAUGGCCAAGGGCUUCGUCGAUGCCGUGAACCUGAAGGGCCGGUCAGCCCUCCACAACGCCGCAGCGGCUGGGCAGGACGAGGUUAUAGUUCACUUGCUUCACCAGAAGGCGGAUGUGAACUUGCCAGACCAGGGCCUCUCCACGCCGUUACAUUGGGCGUGCCGCUACGGCCACCAGACAGCGGUGCAGCUUCUCCUGCAGGCUGGCGCAAAUGCGGACGGCUGCAACAUGUUGGGCGAUACACCCUUGCAUGAGGCUGCCGGCCUUGGUCAGGUCAGUGUUCUCCCUGUGUUGAUUGCCGCAUACGCCAAUCCGUGGGCCCGCAAUGCCGAGAAGCGCACAGCCACAGAAGUAGCUGGAGUACGCGGCUGGGCCCAGGCGCGUGCCAUGUUGAUGGACUACGAGCACAUGUGGGGGGACCGUGAAGACUCAGACCCUCAUCAGAUGCAAGCCCUGCGACUCGGGGGUGCUUGUCGGCCGCAUGGUCUUGCGGGGGGCCUGGUUGGACUACGCCGGCAUGAGAUACAGGAUGACGGAGUACGGCGUUUGUUGAGAUGGAGGAUACUCAUGAUCUCGAUUUGCACUGGUCUUAUGGCCGCGAGUUGCUUCGUGCUGGGCACGCUCUUCGGGUCGCUCAGGGAGGAGCACGGAUGGGCACCGCAAGUGCUGGACUUCACGAACUUUCUGGGCAUCCUCGUGUUGUUCAUGGGCAUGGCGGGCGCAGGAUGCGUGACAUUGAGGCUUACGUCUUCCGACGAGGACUCUGCGCUAUCAGAGACUCAAUUUCGCGUGUGGGCAAGCAUGCCCUUCUGUGCGAUCACGAUGGGUGCUUUGCCACCUGCAUUCCAGAGCUACUCGGUGCACGCAGAUGGCCACUUCGAGUGGCAUGCACCUGCCAUCAUCAAGAAGGACUGCUUAUCAGCCUGA
Molecule: messenger RNA, 2706 nt
Organism: Symbiodinium sp. CCMP2592
Lineage: Eukaryota; Dinophyceae; Suessiales; Symbiodiniaceae
Source: the annotation of a GenBank genome assembly